AUGGAGCAGCCCACACGGAUGCCCCGGCCCCUCCGCCUCCUGGGCUUCUUUGGGCGGAAGCCACAGGCUGUCGGAGGGGAGAUGUUGCCAGAACCGGAGCCAGAGCUGGAGGAACCUGAGGAGAUGUGCAUCACGCUGCCCCUGGGCGAGGGCGGGGAGCUGGUGGAGUGUCCUCUGUGCCUGCUGCCCCAGCCUCCUGAGGCCUUUCCCACCCUGGCCUCCUGUGCCCACCGCUCAUGCCGGGCCUGCCUGGAGCAGUACCUGCGCAUCGCUGUCAGUGAGAGCCGCGUGCAGGUGGCCUGCCCACACUGCCCUGCCAUGCUCCAGCCUGCCGAUGUCCACCACCUCCUGGCCGAGCCUGCCCUCCGUGACAAGUAUGAAGAGUUCCUUCUGCGGCGGCUGCUGGUGGCCGAUCCUGGCACUCGCUGGUGCCCUGCACCUGACUGCAGCUACGCUGUCAUCGCCUACGGCUGUGCCGAGUGUCCCCGCCUCACCUGUGAGCGCGAGGGCUGUGGCACUGAGUUCUGCUACCACUGCCGGCAGCCCUGGCACCCCGAUGGUCCUUGUGCGCCAGUGCCGCCGGCCCCCAGCCUGGCCAACCCCACAGCACAGCUAGUCCACCCGGAGGACUCGGUCCAUGCUGAGGCCGAAGACAUCAAGGUCUGUCCCCGCUGCAGUGCCUUCAUCAUGAAGAUCAAUGACGGGAGCUGCAACCGCAUGAACUGCACAGUUUGUGGCUGCCUCUUCUGCUGGCUCUGCCUGCAGGAGAUCUCUGACGUGCACUUCCUGAGCCCCUCUGGCUGCACCUUCUGGGGGAAGAGGCCAUGGUCACGGACCCGGAAGAUCCUGUGGCAGCUGGGCAUGGUGCUGGGGGCGCCUAUGGUGAUCUCCCUCGUCGCGGGCAUCGCUGUCCCUGUCAUUACCAUUGGGAUCCCCAUCUACAUGGGUAGGAAGGUGCUGGGCCAGAGCCGGAGGAGCAGCCUGUCGGGGUGCCAGCAGUGCCUCUCUGUCACCAGCAGUGUCCUCCUCUCUCUCUUUGUGUCCCCCGUCAUAACAGCUGUCACGGUGGGAGUUGGCGUGCCCCUGAUGCUCACCUAUGUCUACGGGGUGGUGGUGCUGUCACUGUGUCGGAGCCGCUGGGGGUGCGGGGGCAGCCGCAGCCCGCCUGGGGAUCUCGGUGUGGUGGAACUGGAGAACCUGACCAAGCUGAAUGAGCUGUGGUCGGUGCUGCCCAGCCCCAGGGCGGGUGAGGACGGAGUCCUGGACACAACCACCUCCUUCCCCAGCAGCAGCUAUAGCCCACGCCACGGGGCAGUGUGGAAGGAGCAGGACAGCCAGUCAGCCAGCACAGUUGCCCUUGCGGGGAGCAUGCUAAGCGAGGGCCAGGACACAUCCUACAGGGAAGGCCUCAACAUCGAGGUGGAGGUGUCGGUUGAAGCAGUGCCGCAUCCUGCCCGGGAGCAGAGCCUGUGCAGCGCACUGUCAGGGCAGAGUCUCUCUGGGGACUCCCUGGGAGGCACCAGUGACAGGUGCAGUGCCACGAGCGUCCCCACGGAGUGA
This is a messenger RNA of Nipponia nippon (crested ibis), 1560 nucleotides long. Lineage: Eukaryota; Metazoa; Chordata; Aves; Pelecaniformes; Threskiornithidae. The record is from RefSeq and is a predicted model, not a curated record.